CAUUUUGAAUUAUAAUGCGUUCGGCUCGAAAGUUGAUGAUAUUACGACUGACCCGAAAGUUCUCGAUGAAAUCGCUCAACGAUUCGCACCUGUAGUGUACUUGCACCCCAGUGAACCAUAUUAUCCAAGUGACGUAGAAUUUUUACUUGAAAAUUCCAUAAUGGCAUUUGGUAAAGAAAAUUCAGAUGAUGGAGUUUAUUAUAUUGACCCAGGUAGCGGAAAAAACACAAGUGCACCAUCACAACUUUCUCAAUCAAGUCUCCAAAAUUUCGCAAUCAACAUUUCCGGCACAACAUAUCGAAGUAAUUCUCCGACACAUCCUGGUGAUGAUGAUACAAUAUUUCGAUUAGUUGGUAAUGAAACGAUUCAAGAAGAUCGAUCAAAGACAUGGUAUAUUCCACCAAAUAAACCACCACCGGCUUAUUAUAGAAUUCACACGGGACAAGCUGAUAAGAAGAUUUAUGACAUCGAAUAUUGGUUAUUUUAUCCUUAUAAUGGUCCAACUUUUCAUGGUUUAACCCCUCAUGAAGGAGAUUGGGAACAAGCCACCUUACGAGUUUAUGUUGAUGAAAAUGCAAAGGCCGAUGAACCGAAAUCACAGGUGUUGGGAGUUUGGAUGUCGACUCAUUCUGAUGGAGGUUGGUGGGCCUCUUCAAUUUAUCAAUCUAGUGGUUCAAAUAUUGGUCCAUUAGAUUUCGAAGAAGAACAUCCCAUCGUUUAUAGUGCGAUUAAUUCUCAUGCAAAUUAUGGAACUAUUGGAACACAUAAAUAUUCGGGAUUUCUUGAAGAUCAUACCGAUAAAGGACAAAGGUGGCCUAUCGCGGAUAACUUGAUAAAAAUUUUAGAAGAUACCGAUAGGCAGUUUGAUGUUGAGAAAACCGAAGUGUUAAAUAAUCAAUUAUGGGUCAAAUUUAGGGGUAAAUGGGGAAGGUACGUUAAUUAUGUAGUGGACAUUGGAUCAGGUCCCAUCACUCCAAUUGAAGCUGGAAAUAUUAAUGAUCCUGCUCAAUGGAAAUCUCAAAAGUUCCCAUUUAAUCCCAUUCCAAAAUAA
This is a messenger RNA of Funneliformis geosporum, 1051 nucleotides long. The record is from the annotation of a GenBank genome assembly. Lineage: Eukaryota; Fungi; Glomeromycota; Glomeromycetes; Glomerales; Glomeraceae.